This is a messenger RNA of Mizuhopecten yessoensis (Yesso scallop), 1957 nucleotides long. RefSeq names its product N-lysine methyltransferase SETD6-like. Lineage: Eukaryota; Metazoa; Mollusca; Bivalvia; Pectinida; Pectinidae. Gene Ontology annotation, molecular function: protein binding; protein-lysine N-methyltransferase activity. Gene Ontology annotation, biological process: peptidyl-lysine monomethylation. The transcript has 11 exons. Gene Ontology annotation, cellular component: nucleus. The record is from RefSeq and is a predicted model, not a curated record. Bases 31 to 1428 code for a protein of 465 amino acids.
CUCUAUAGUGAAGAUAAUUUAUUCAAUAAAAUGGCGGCACCCGCGAAAAGAACGUGUGAAGACCACAGCAAUGUUUCCUCAAAGAUCUCAACUGUUUCUAGGGAUGAAACGAAGUUGGAAGACUUUCUAAGCUGGACAAGUGAAAACAAGCUUUGGCUUUCUCCAAAGGUUGCUGUCUCCAAGCAGGGUUCCUGUGCUCAGUAUGGCAUGCUAACCACAGACAAUGUGGACAGUGGAGAAUGCCUAUUUAAAGUUCCUAGAAAGCUACUUCUACAUCCCAAAACUUGUGCAAUAUCCCGUUUGUUAAAAAAAGAAUCAGCUGCCUUGGUGAGUGAGAGUGGCUGGGUGCCCCUCCUCCUGGCCCUUAUGUACGAGUACAAUAACCCGGAAUCUACAUGGCGGCCUUACCUUGACCUUGUACCGGACUUCAGGGAGCUUGACCUCCCGAUGUUUUGGCCUGAAUCUGAGAGAGCGUCUCUGCUUGGUUCUGCUAAUGGGAUCCUCAAAUGUGUGGAAAGAGACAUAAAGUCACUGACAUCGGAAUUCACAACCAUUGUUCUGCCAUUUGUACAGAAGCACACAGAUGUGUUUGGUCCUGCCUGUGAGAAUGUGGAGCUAUACAAGAAAAUGGUGGCCUUUGUGAUGGCAUACAGUUUUACUGAACCAGUGGCAGAUGAUGAAGAUAAAGAAGAUGCUCCCUCCAAAUCUGCCCCGAUGAUGGUGCCAAUGGCCGACAUACUUAACCAUGUAGCCCACAACAACGCUGAGCUUCGUUUUGAGAAAGAUUUCUUGAAAAUGGUUUCAACUUCUAAAAUUGCCAAGGGUGCUGAAGUGUUCAACACCUAUGGUAUGCUGUCCAACAAAGACGAACUACACAUGUACGGCUUCUCUGAGAGAUAUCCCAACAACGACAAAGACACAGUAGAUAUACCAGCCUCAGUUCUGAAGACAACUGCUGAGAAUCUGGAGGCCAAUCAGACAGAUAAAACACUUCUGGAAGAGAAAUGGGAGUUUUUAAUGGAACAGGAGGUGGUUGGAGAAGAUGAUGCUUUUGUGUUGAGUAAUGAAUCUGUAGAGACGUGUGAUGAAUUGGAGACAACUCUCAAGGUACUGGAGAUGACCAGAGGUGAAUUUGAGGAACACCAGGAGAAAGAUGGAUGGAGUGAAGAUGAAGGAGACGAGGAAGAAGACGGUGAUGAGAAGUGGAUGUUUGUUCCAAAUGGAAUACCAAAACUGAAGGAGACAUGGAAAAAGUUACUGAAAGGGUGUGCUGAGAAGUGUCUAGCAUUGUACGAUACCAGUCUAGAGGAGGAUGAGGAGUGUCUGGCGUCGGGACUGGACAAACUGUCUCAGCGACAGAAAUAUGUGUUGUACACUGACCACGGACAGAAACUCAUCCUACAGAAACUGUUGGACAGUUGUAGCUGAUUGUGUUCCUAGUUGUAUACUGUACAGGUAUACAGGGAAACUUCUAAAUGCUACAACCAAGUGUUCUCAAGUGUUGAAUCACUACAUGUGCGAUGAUGUGGAUAUAAAACGUUACAAUACAAAUUGUUGGUAGCCCCUAGGGAACACAAUUUGUUCAUGGCCUAUCAUCUGUAUAUAGUAAACUUACCAUCACAAUGUAUUUAGUUCUUAAUUAACAAUAAUAUACAUGUAUGUGCAUUACUUUUUGAUUGUCAUGAUCUUUAUGCCUCAGACAUGUACUAAGAGAUGCAAGAAAACUAUGCAUGUGAUGUUUGUAUCUAGUAAGAUUGAAUGUUUCCAAAUUAAUAAGAACUUAAUCGCUUUCCAUCUUUUUCCAAACAUGCAAAGAAUACACAUGUACAUUGUAUAUAGAUGUUAGGUGAAACCAUCUUGGCAUUAUUUGCCACAUUCAUCAUAAAGACAUGGAAAUACAUAGCUGUAAUGAUUAAGGAAGAUAUCAAGCAAUUAAAUUUCAAUAUACGGUAAUCAA